AUGAGCGACUCGCACCACCGCAAAAUCGAACUCCAAUCCCCAGCCGACCUAACCUACCUCUACGGCAACACCGUCGCGCUCUCGCGCCAAAAGCUCGACCUCCACCUACCUCCCUCCGCCAAUCCCAACGAUGGACCGGAUCCGAUGCGCGAACGUGUCCGCGAAUUAGUUGACGAG
This is a messenger RNA of Aspergillus aculeatinus CBS 121060, 177 nucleotides long. RefSeq lists its product as uncharacterized. The annotation marks the transcript as partial. The transcript has a single exon. NCBI's taxonomy places the organism in Eukaryota, Fungi, Ascomycota, Eurotiomycetes, Eurotiales, Aspergillaceae. The record is from RefSeq and is a predicted model, not a curated record.